Messenger RNA from Vespa crabro (European hornet), 2853 nucleotides. It is a transcript of the gene PIG-N, whose product is annotated as GPI ethanolamine phosphate transferase 1. Gene Ontology annotation, biological process: GPI anchor biosynthetic process. The transcript has 8 exons. Gene Ontology annotation, molecular function: mannose-ethanolamine phosphotransferase activity. Gene Ontology annotation, cellular component: endoplasmic reticulum membrane. Bases 16 to 2610 code for a protein of 864 amino acids. NCBI's taxonomy places the organism in Eukaryota, Metazoa, Arthropoda, Insecta, Hymenoptera, Vespidae. The record is from RefSeq and is a predicted model, not a curated record.
AAUAAGUAAUAAAAUAUGUUAAAAUUUUGUUUAUUUAAUAUUUUUGAAUAUAAACAACGAAAUAAAAAAGCCUAUCCAUAUGCUUAUAAUAAAUAUGACACAUAUUUAUUUGUUUUGUGGACAUUGAUAAUACAUUUUGUGUUUUUAUGGGGUGUUUUGGAUAUAAAUUUUCAUUCACCGAUUAUACAAGGAUUACCAGUUGUACCAGGUUUAAAAAAUGCACCCGCGAAAAGAUUAAUUUUACUUGUAGCUGAUGGUUUAAGAUAUCGUACAUUUAGAGAAAAUAUUCCUCCAUAUCUAAAGAAUGUCACCCAAUAUAAAGGUGUUUGGGGUAUUUCACAUACUCGUGUUCCUACAGAAUCAAGACCAGGUAAUAUUGCAAUUGCUGCAGGACUUUAUGAAGAUCCAAGUGCAAUUUUCAAAGGAUGGAAAGAAAAUCCUAUAGAUUUUGAUUCUGUCUUCAAUCAAAGUCAAUCAACAUGGGCAUGGGGCAGUCCUGACAUUAUUCCUUUAUUUACAAAAGCUAAUAAAGGAAACAUAUAUGGUGAAAGUUAUCCUUCUGAAUGGCAAGAUUUUGAUAGCUUACAAAAUGAUAUAUUACGUCUAGAUUCAUGGGUAUUUGAUAAAUAUUUAGAAUGGCUUGAAAAAAAAUCACAUACAGUGAAACACAUGGGUGGUAUUAUUUUUUUUCUUCAUCUUCUUGGUUGUGAUACUAUAGGUCAUUCGCAUAAACCUCAAUCAAGAAAAUAUAUUGAAAAUAUGAACUAUAUUGAUCAGAGAAUAGAAGAAAUUGUACAAAAAACAGAACAAUUUUUUAAUGAUAAAAGUACAGCAUACAUUUUCACAGCUGAUCAUGGAAUGACUGAUUGGGGUUCACAUGGAAGUGGAUCUACUGAUGAAACAGAGACACCAUUGAUUGCUUGGGGUGCAGGUGUAAGUUCCACUGGAACACGUUAUGAUCUGGAUCAGGCAGAUAUAACUCCUUUAAUAUCAACACUUAUAGGCACACCUAUUCCAACUAAUAAUGAAGGUGUAUUACGAAAACGCUACUUGAGAAAUAAUGAUACAUAUAAUGCACAAGCUUUACUUAAUAAUUUAAGACAAUUAUCAUAUCAAGUAACAGAGAAUCGUAUACUUAGUUGUGGAAGUAGUAAUGAUUUUAUGGAUUGGCGAGAACUUACACUUAACAAACAUAUUUGGGAAAUUAAUGAAUAUAUUAAUAAAGGAAAGAUGGUAAACGGAAUUACAGAAGCAGAAGAAGCAAUAAAAUUAGCCAAAGAAUAUCUAUAUUAUUACAAACAAUAUCAAAGAAAUUAUUUUUUAAUGUAUAUGACAUUUAUGUGGAGUGGUUGGAUAAUAUUUUUAUUCCUCAAGAUAGUUGGAAUACCACGCGAAGAAAUUAAAUCUUCAUUAUUACUAUUAGUCAAUAUAAUAUUUUUAAGCUCAUUGAUUUUAUUAAUUAUCAGAUAUACAGGAAGUAGUGGCUAUAACUUAAGACAGUUAUCAUAUGGAUUAUUUACUGUCAUUUCUCUCUGGUUAGCAGGUAUAAAUUUAAUUAAAUUUGUUCCUAAAUUAAGGAAACAAAAUAUUAAAAAAUUCCUAAUAGAAAUAGGAGGAACUAUUUUUUUGUUAUUUAUAAUGUUCAUGGGUUUAACGUAUAGAGCUGCUCUUAGCGCAGGAAUGUUGUUCAUUAUUAUAAUGCAAAAAGUAAUAUUGAACAAGACACAUAAUAUGUUGUUAUGUUCAGGGUUGAUUUUGGCCAUGUAUCCUUUAUUGCCAAUAGUAGAACCCUAUCCUCGAAUUUAUAUAGUUUUAAUUGGUAUAUGUAUUAUGAUAUGCAAGGUUGCUUUAAGGCAUCAACUAAAAUAUAAAAAGGCAAUUGAGAUAGUGAGAUUAAUAAUAACAGGGCUGGUAUAUUUAAAAUUAAUAGAUGGCCGAUAUUGGAUAUCUUGGAUAAUUUUAGCAAGUGCACCAUUAUUUAUUUGGACUUACACUGUAAAUCCAAAAGAUAGAAUAGAAGGGAUCACAAUUGGUCUUUUCUGUCCUCUUUCCUUAUUAUCUGCAUCUUAUGAACCUUUCUUUUUUUUAACACUUGCAAUACAUUUACUACAUUGGCCUUUAUCUAUCAAAGAUUUUGAUAAAACUACUGAUAAUAUUUUAAGUACCAAAGAUUUUACUAAAGCAUCAUUCUUUAUGUUAUAUACAUUAUUAUGUUUUUUCGGAACAGGAAACAUGGCAAGCAUAAGCUCAUUUGAUCCUGUUUGGACACAACAUUUUAUUACUGUUUUUUCUCCAUUUAUUAUGAGUUCACUUAUACUUUUUAAGCUAAGUAUUCCUUUAAUAUUGAUAGGGUGUGCAAGUCAUAUUCUUGGAUCAAGAAGAGCUUUUUUAGCAGUCCUUUUUCUAGGAGAUUGUUUGUCUUUACCUCUUAUGUAUAAUGUUAAUCCAUAUGGUAGUUGGUUAGAGAUUGGUAGUGCUAUUAGUAGAUUUACUAUAGCAAUAACUUUACCAUGUAUUUUAUUAGUUCUUCAUUAUCUUUCUUAUCCUUUAAUGAGGUUUAAUUUAAAUCAAUUUGAAUAUCUAUUGUCAGAAAAAAAACAUAUUGUAUAAAUGUAUAAAAUAUUUUAGAAGAGAGUAUUUCAUAUAAUUUAAUUUAACUAUAAUGUUAAUAUUAGAAACUUUGUUAUACAAUUGAAUUCUAAUUAUGAAGUAUUAAUGUUUAAAAUAUCAUGUCCUCCAAUAUAAUUUAGUUAAAUAAGUACAAAUAUGUUUCAUAGUUGUUUACCGAUUUAUGAUAUAUUUCAUACAGUACUCAAUAUGUAAUGUUUCCAAUGAAUAUAUUCACACUUUUUA